AAUAAUGCUGGGUGCACCUAGCAACUCCCCCUUCUUCCCGUGCUAUCACUCAAACCAACAGAAAAUGUGACAGAACUAACAUUAACAUAAAGUCAUUAACCAUCUGGUCUUGUAACAACAUCGUUAGUGAGAAAUCCAAGCAUUUUUUUUUCCCUUUCUAUGUUGUUCUACCCAAGAACCUUGUCCCUCCAAACCUCACUCAAGCGCGGUUUCACCCCCACUCCAAAACCCAUUAAUUGCUUCCUCCUCUUCCUCUUCCGCCACCGCAAGUUCAACCUAAUCACCCACUUCUUCUCUCAGUUGAAAUCCAACAACGCCCCUACCAACCGCAGAACCCUCUCCCUCCUCACAUGGUCACUCCUCAAAUCACACAAAUUCGAAGAAGCAGAGCAAUUCAUGCACUCCCACACCCACAUCACCCACUCCUCGAUGUGGGACUCCCUCAUCCAAGGCCUCCACGACCCCGAGAAAGCACUCUCCGUUCUGCAACGCUGCGUGAGAGACCGUGGUGUGUUACCUUCUUCUUCCACUUUUUGUUUGGUAGUUCACAAAUUGAGCUCAAAGGGGUUGAUGGGUAGGGCCAUUGAGGUGCUGGAGUUGAUGGCUGGGGAUGGAGUUAGGUACCCUUUUGAUGAUUUUGUUUGUAGUUCUGUGAUUUCCGGGUUUUGUAGGAUUGGAAAACCGGAACUUGCGUUGGGGUUUUUCAAGAAUGUUACGGAUUGUGGAGGGUUGAGGCCAAAUGUGGUGACUUGCACUGCUCUUGUGGGGGCUCUUUGUAAGAUGGGGAGGGUUGGGGAGGUGUGUGGUUUGGUUCAGUGGAUGGAGAGGGAAGGGUUGGGUUUGGAUGUUGUUUUGUAUAGUGCUUGGGCUUGUGGGUAUGUUGAGGAGAGGGUUUUGGGGGAGGUUUUUGGGAGGAUGAGGGAAAUGGUGGAGAAGGGUAUAGGCCAUGAUUUUGUGAGCUAUACUGUGCUUGUGGAUGGGUUUUCCAAGCUUGGUGAUGUGGAGAAGUCGUUUACUUUCUUGGCGAAGAUGAUAAAAGAAGGACAUAGACCUAAUAAGGUUACAUAUAGUGCAAUCAUGUCUGCUUAUUGUAAGAAGGGCAAGGUGGAGGAGGCAUUUGGUGUUUUUGAGAGCAUGAAAGAUUUGGGAAUUGAUCUGGAUGAAUAUGUGUUUGUGAUUUUGAUUGACGGGUUUGGGAGGAUAGGGGAUUUCGAUAAAGUGUUUUGUCUGUUUGAUGAAAUGGAGAGGAGUGGGAUUAGUCCUAGUGUUGUUGCAUACAAUGCUGUUAUGAAUGGUUUGUCCAAGCAUGGGCGGACGUCUGAGGCGGAUGAGUUAUUGAAAAAUGUUGCUGCAGAUGUGAUUACGUACAGCACGUUGCUACAUGGAUACAUGGAAGAGGAGAACAUUCCGGGGAUUUUGCAAACGAAGAGGCGACUGGAAGAAUCUGGCAUUUCUAUGGAUGUUGUGAUGUGUAAUGUGCUGAUCAGAGCCCUGUUUAUGAUGGGGGCUUUUGAAGAUGUUUAUGCACUUUACAAAGGAAUGCCUGAAAUGGAUCUGAUUCCGAAUUCGGUGACUUACUGCACAAUGAUUGAUGGGUAUUGCAAGGUAGGUAGAAUUGAAGAGGCACUUGAGGUAUUUGAUGAAUUUAGAAAGACUUUGAUCUCGUCACUUGCCUGCUACAAUAGUAUUAUUAAUGGCCUUUGCAAGAAUGGUAUGACAGAAAUGGCCAUUGAGGCUUUGCUUGAACUCAAUCAUGAAGGUCUUGAGUUGGAUAUAGGUACAUUUAGGAUGUUAACGAAGACAAUUUUUGAAGAAAACAAUACAAAAAAGGCUUUAGAUUUAGUUUACAGAAUGGAGGGUUUGGGACCAGACAUAUAUAGCUCAGUAUGUAAUGAUUCCAUCUUUUUAUUAUGUCAAAGAGGAUUACUUGAUGAUGCAAAUCAUAUGUGGAUGAUGAUGAAAAAGAAAGGCCUAUCUGUCACAUGCAAUUCUUAUUAUUCUAUUUUGAGAGGGCAUCUUAAUAAUGGGAAUAGGGAGCAAAUUUAUCCCCUUUUGAAUAGCUUCCUGAAAGAUUAUGGUCUAGUUGAACCAAUGGUACAAAAGAUACUUGCAUGCUACCUCUGUCUGAAAGAUGUCAAUGGUGCCAUUCGAUUUCUUGGAAAAACAAUGGAUAAUUCUUCAACAGUCACUUUUCUUACCUCUAUUCUCAAGAUUCUCAUAAAGGAGGGUAGAGCUUUAGAUGCGUAUAGGCUUGUCACGGAGACUCAAGAUAAUUUACCAGUCAUGUAUGCUGAUUAUGCCAUUGUGAUUGAUGGCUUGUGCAAGGGAGGAUAUCUCAAUAAAGCAUUGGAUCUUUGUGCCUUUGUUGAAAAGAAGGGGAUGAAUUUGAACAUAGUCAUAUAUAAUUCAAUAAUAAAUGGAUUGUGCCAUGAAGGACGUCUUAUUGAAGCAUUUCGGCUAUUGGAUUCAAUAGAGAAACUUAAUUUGGUACCCUCUGAAAUAACUUAUGCUACAGUUAUUUAUGCUCUAUGUAGGGAGGGAUUUUUGCUAGAUGCAGAGCAUGUUUUUAGUAAAAUGGUCCUCAAGGGCUUUCAGCCAAAAGUACAAGUUUACAAUUCAUUACUUGAUGGAAUUUCUAAGUUUGGUCAACUAGAAAAGGCAUUUGAGCUUCUAAAUGAUAUGGAGACAAAAUAUAUCGAGCCUGACAGUCUGACUAUUAGUGCUGUAAUUAAUUGUUAUUGCCAAAAGGGUGACAUGCAUGGAGCUCUUGAAUUUUAUUAUAAGUUCAAGAGGAAGGAUAUGUCACCUGAUUUUUUUGGGUUCUUGUAUUUGAUAAGAGGUCUAUGUACCAAGGGAAGGAUGGAAGAAGCCAGGAGUGUCUUGAGAGAAAUGCUCCAGUCCAAGAAUGUGGUAGAGUUAAUUAACAUAGUCAACAAGGAGGUUGAUACUGAAUCAAUAAGUGAUUUCCUUGGCACUUUGUGUGAGCAAGGAAGGGUUCAAGAAGCUGUUACAGUUCUCAAUGAAAUUGUAUGUAUACUUUUUCCUGUUCAAAGGUUGUCCACUUAUAAUCAAGGAUCCCUUAAACAACAGAAGAUUUAUGAAUGGAAGGAUGAACCAAAAUCUUCAAGCAUUGUACCUUCCUCUUGCAAAAGUGGUUUGAAUCUUGGAUCCUGUGAUGACAAAGAUGUAAGGAAUCUUUCAACAGAUAAUGGUGGUUAUAUGACAAGAUCCCAGCUGCAUGGAUUUGACUUCUAUUAUUCUAGAAUUGCUGCACUUUGUGCCAAAGGGGAACUGCAGAAAGCAAAUCAAUCAGUAAAAGAAUUUCUUUCUGACCUGACAGAGUCUAUGAACUGAACAUGUGGGAUAAAAAUGAAGAAUUCUUUUUAUUUUAGGAACUAAUCUCUCAGUAGUGCCAGCAAAUAGAGCACAUGGAUGACUGAUGACACCUGCAGGACUGAAUCAUGGCUCUGAAGUCAAUGCUAUAUCAGAAGACUGAUGAGAUUGGGAACUAUGAUAUCAUUAGUGGAGAAUUCAAGUUAUUGGUCAAAGGUACAGAAACAGAACUAGGAACAGAAUUAUCUCAAAUGCUGGAUCCUGUAUGAAAAGGCAGUUAUAUAAUAUGGUUGAUAAGCAGCUGGUUUGCCUUUUUGCUUCAAUACAUAACUUGCUAAAGUAUGCUCUCCUGUCUGCACUUUCACCUAUAAAGUAUCAAGGAACCUGUUGGACUCAAUACUGAGCCAUUAUAUGAUCUGCUAUUAUAUAAAUGGUUGGCUGCUAUCACAAUACUCAGAAUAUAAGAGCUGUCAUAGUCUUUCAAGAGGAAAGGUGAUGAAUUGCAUGCUGAUUUCUGCUUAAGCUUUGAUUGGCGAAAGUGUUGCGCCCCUGUUUAUGGUGAUUAAAUGUAAGUAUUUUUUUUAUUCAAGUUAUAAUAAGUAGAUUGAGUUGGAUUUUUUGUUCCUUCUGGCAUUUCCUUCUUUCUACCCCUCCCUCUUUUAAGCAGAGGGAUGGUUGAUUUUGAAGCAUUAAAUUUUUACCUUAGUCUCUCUGGCUUUCAUAGAUCUUGAUUUUUUUUCCCCACAAGGUUGAGAACUCACCAUAGUGAAGUAUUUCUCUACUAGCUAGUUGCAUGCAAAUUGCAGAUUGGCUGUGUCAUGAACUUGUGACAGAGAUGGUUGGACUAUGGAGAAAGCUAGUGGAGUUGGACAUUGAAAAAUGCCUGUCUGGAAAAAUGAUUUACUCUCAGCCCUUGUGUCACCAAAAAUUAAUAUAAAACAUUAGUGGAAGGAAGGGGUGAAAAGAGGUUUUUAGUUGGUGAUUGAAAUUAAAUUUUAUGUAAGAACAAGUUUGAUGUAUUGAUAAAUAGUUCAAUUCUGCUUCUCGGUCCAGUCACCUAAACGGCUUAUAUCAUAGUCACUUUGUUCUUUUUUACAGUAUUAUUUAGAAUUCUCAUGUGUUGAGACCAUGAUUUGGUGGUUGUGGAUUAAAUGUUGAUGGUGACAGUAAUAAUGGUGUUAAAAAUGUAACCGGGAUAGAAGACUUUGAUAAUCAGAAAGUGAACUAACACAUGCAAUUAGCAAUAUGUAUAAGUUACAGCAGAAACUACCAAAAGAUAGGUUCUUUCUUCUA
Glycine soja is the source of this 4626-nucleotide messenger RNA. RefSeq names its product pentatricopeptide repeat-containing protein At5g57250, mitochondrial-like. The coding region runs from base 160 to 3354 and encodes 1064 amino acids. Gene Ontology annotation, molecular function: protein binding. The transcript has 3 exons. The record is from RefSeq and is a predicted model, not a curated record. Lineage: Eukaryota; Viridiplantae; Streptophyta; Magnoliopsida; Fabales; Fabaceae.